Messenger RNA from Rubroshorea leprosula, 1424 nucleotides. NCBI's taxonomy places the organism in Eukaryota, Viridiplantae, Streptophyta, Magnoliopsida, Malvales, Dipterocarpaceae. The record is from the annotation of a GenBank genome assembly.
GAUUGAUGAUGAUAAGAGAGAAUUGAAAAAAAAGUUUGUAACAAAGUAGAUAGAAGCAAGAUGACCGCAGCAAUAAAGGAAAUCAAUGCCCAUGGAGAUCGCAAGUUUUAUUCAGAACCUCUGGAUCAUAUUGGUCGAAAAGAAUUCGUAGAAAUGAUGCUUCUUGAUGGAUGCUUUAUCAUUGAGCUUACCUUCCACAGUAGCAUGAAGAAGCUUCUCACAAAUUUUUAUAUGAGAAAGGCAAUGCGUGAUCUGCUGCUAGUUGAAAAUCAACUUCCUUUCUCUGUACUCUCCAAGUUACAUUCCCUAUCUAGUUGUCUGCCGUUAGACAUUGCGAAGGCCCGCAUGGCGGAUGAAGCAAUUAGAUUCUUCGGUAGAAUGAUGCCAGGAUCUCCAAUUAAUGCACUUACCCAGAAUCAAGACGUUAAGCAUCUACUGGGCUUGCUCCAUGAUCUCUCCUACUCAUCAGAGGAAGUUAAAAGUCCUCACGAGUUAAUUGAUAUGUUCACCCCUGAAAUGGUCGUCCAACAAUGUUCAGCAGCGAUAGUAAGUUUUCCAAGGUCAUGUGAUUUAACCAAAUGGCAAUUCAUUCGUUCUGCGACUGAGCUCAAUGAGGCGGGGAUCAAGUUCCAGAAAAAUCAGGGGAAAUUGUUUGAUAUAAAGUUUCAAAAGGAGGUGAUGUCAAUUCCAACCCUAGUAAUCAAUGAUGAUACAGAAUCCAUCCUUCGAAAUUUGGUUGCUUAUGAACAAUAUUACAGGGGCAUUUCUUCAAAAUGCUUCACGGAUUAUAUUACAUUCAUGGAUGGCCUCAUCAGCACAGGAAAGGACGUUGAAUUACUUUGUCACAGUGGAGUUCUCGAUAAUUGGUUGGGUGAUCAUGAAGUCGUUGCCACCAUGUUUAACAGACUCCGCGACUCUGUUUUGAUCUCAGAAGCGCACUUCUUCUACCCCGAGGUAUUAAUCAGGGUGAACGAACAUUGCAACAGAAAGUGGAACUUGUGGAAGGAAAACUUAUGGCACAAUUACUUCUUCCAUUUCUUCCAAGGCCGUCACAUAUCUCUCCACACUAUUUUCUCUUGUUCGGCCAAGAAGCAAUUUUAGACUAUUCACUUUCUGCACCUCCAUUGCCUUCAGCUGGCUUCUGGAGCGAAGUAGGAGUCAGUGGUGGUUGUGAUUGGGAAGAACGCGUUUGCAACGCUUUUGCAGCGCGUUCGUUUAUUUGUGUCUCCACAUGAUGGCUUGACAACAGUCGGAGAAUUGAUCAUGUGAUAUACCAGCAAGUAUUUGCUGAUGUAAAGUGCGAGGCUUACUCAUUGAUUUUCCCUGCAAUGGAAGCUGCUAAGGAAGCAGAUGCCCACCAUACUUUUUGCGGGAACGGAUUUGUCCACUGAAGCUGAGAGACUGGAUAAAACAAACCUUUACUU